GUAGUUUCAAUGAACCGGAAGUAAUACGUUUGACAGGCUAGAGUAAUGCCGUACUAAUGAUCUCUGGCUAGAUUAUGUUUUCAUGCUUAAUCGUGUUCUGUUAGGAUUCAUGCAUAAGUUUGCAGACCGGUUAUAAGCUGUCGUACACAACUGCCAUGUGGCUGAAUAUAGUUUAGGCAAGAGCGCAUAAAACCCCCCAAGACCCGCGUACGCCCAUGUUAUGGGAAAGAAGACGAGAUCGAGCUGGUGGAGUAUCAGUAAUGUCAGAUUGAAGCGCGGCUUUUGAAGCUGAGCUAUUACAAAUAACGAAGUGCUCCUAGGUGCAGGCAUGCCUGGGAAGCUGAAGGCCAAAAUUGUGGCAGGGCGCCACUUGCCUGUCAUGGACAGGGCCAGCGAUCUGACGGAUGCUUUUGUUGAGGUGAAAUUUGGGAAUACUACUUUCAAAACUGACGUGUGCCCCAAGUCCCUGAACCCCCAGUGGAACUCUGAGUGGUUUAAAUUUGAGGUGGAUGAUGAGGAUUUACAGGACGAGCCGCUGCAGAUCACUGUGUUGGACCAUGACACCUACAGUGCCAAUGAUGCUAUAGGCAAAGUCUAUAUUGACAUAGAUCCCCUCUUAUCAUGCGAAGCUGCUACAGUCAUCUCUGGCUGGUUUCCCAUCUAUGACACGAUUCAUGGUAUUCGUGGGGAGAUCAAUGUUCUUGUGAAGGUGGACCUCUUCAACGACUUAAAUCGCUUCAGACAAUCGUCCUGCGGAGUUAAAUUCUUUUGCACUACGUCCAUCCCGAAAUGUUACCGGGUGGUGAUGGUGCAUGGGUUUGUGGAGGAGCUGGUGGUGAACGAAGACCCAGAGUACCAGUGGAUCGACCGCAUUCGGACCCCUCGGGCGUCCAAUGAAGCUCGCCAGAGGCUCAUCUCGCUGAUGUCUGGCGAGCUCCAGCGGAAGAUUGGCCUGAAAGUGCUGGAGAUGGGAGGCAACGCAGUGGUGGGCUACCUGCAGUGCUUUGAUCUGGAGGGGGAGUCUGGCCUGGUAGUGCGAGCCAUCGGGACGGCCUGCACACUGGAUAAACUAAGUAGUCUCCCUACAGCUGUCCUACCUGCAUGCAAUUCCCCAUCCAGAGAAAUGAAAGAGUCCCCGGUGGCCCAGGUGCCCAGCCACGGAUGCCGCUCGUCGCACAACAGCCCCGUUCACUCUGCCGCCACUGCCAGCGCGCGACUCUCUCAGGGCUUCUCUGUGUCUGUUCCUACCCUCAUCUUCACUGGUAUGAGACUGCAUAGGCACAGGAGCUUGGGAGAGACGGGCCGUGAACAUACGGCUCAGACUGUAUUGCCAGGCAGGCAGUGUAGGCCUCCCUUCAGUGAAGACCCCAACCCCAAUAUUCAUUCAUCCGGACCCUCCACCCCACUGAAAAACCAAACCUAUUCCUUUUCACCCUCCAAGUCCUACAGCCGACAAUCUUCCUCUUCUGACACAGAUUUGAGUUUGACACCUAAAACUGCAGCGGGGGCAGCAUCGUCGCGUGUGGGGCCCAGGGUCUCCCUGAGCCCUAGCUCCCCCGCCCUCUCUUCCGAGCCCCUGUCCAUACCAAACACUUUCUUCCUCCCCCUGGGGCCCCGGUCCGGCCACGGCUCCGCCACUCCUCCGCCUGUCUCGGCCCAGUCAAACGCCACCAUGCUGAGAAAAAGCGUGUCCUUCAGUGAGGACUUGCUGCUGGCGGCCUUCGGAAUGGGCAGCGGGGGCAGUGCUGGGAAGGACGGCGGUCCGCUGAAAACCCUGCUGAGGCAGCAGACGCAGUCGGCGCUGGAGCAGCGGGAGUUCCCGUUUUUCACCCUCACCUGCUUCCCCCCUGGCUUCCUGGUCCACGUUGGGGGUGUGGUCAGCGCACGGUCAGUCAAGCUUCUGGAUCGUAUCCACAAUCCCGCCUUGGGUAACACAAGAUCAUACAAACUGCUAGACUGGAAUAGUUUCACUGCAGAUGAGCCAGAGACCCGAGAUGCCUGGUGGGAGGAGAUCCGGCAGGAGAUCAAGUCUCAUGCAAAAGCGCUGGGCUGCCACGCCGUGGUGGGCUACAGCGAGUCCACCAGCAUCUGCGAGGAGGUGUGCAUCCUUUCUGCGUCGGGCACGGCAGCAAUCCUCAACCCCAAGUUCAUGCAGGAGGGCUGCCUGGACAGCUACAGCGAACACAGCAGGUUGGAAGAUCCGUCGCCCCCUAGCUGUGGCUUUUGUCACAUUCCCUACGACGAGCUCAACAUGCCCUUCCCAGCUCACCUCACGUACUGCUACAACUGUCGCCGGCAGAAGGUCCCGGAUGUGCUCUUCACCAGCAUAGACCUGCCGGUGGAGGCAGCGGUGAUGGGCAAGGGCAGCUUGAUCCAGGCCAGGCUGUGCCGGCUGAAGAAGAAGGCCCAAGGGGAGGUGAACGCCACUGCCAUCAGCAACCUGCUGCCCUUCAUGGAGUAUGAGCUGCACACCCAGCUGAUGAACAAGUUGAAGCUGCGCGGCAUGAAUGCCCUGUUCGGGCUGCGCGUGCAGAUCAGCGUGGGCGAGAACAUGCUGGUGGGGCUGGCGUCUGCCACAGGCGUGUACCUGACGGCCCUGCCCGCUCCGGGGGGCAUCCAGAUAGCGGGGAAGACGCCCAGCGACAUCACCUACGAGCAGCAUAUCUCCAACAUGCAGAAGAAGAUCAACGACACCAUCGCCAAAAACAAGGACCUCUACGAGAUCCAACCCCAGGAGUUCAUCGAGGAGGUGAUUGGGUCGCCUAUUCCAGAGUCCCGGCAGCGUUCCCGACUUUUCCGGUCACACUCAGAAAGCUCAGAUGAGGUGUCGGAGCUUGACUUGUCACACGGAAAGAAGGAUGCCUUUGUCCUUGAAAUUGACGACACAGACGCCGUGGAGGACAUCCACUCCCUCCUCACCGACGCGCCUAUGCCAUCAGGCUUUUAUAGCUGUAAUACGGAGAUUAUGCCUGGGAUUUACAACUGGACAUCAAGUUUACAGAUGUUCACUUCGGUGCGCGUAUUCCGGCUGAACAACAUUAACCUGACCAACCAAGGACUUAACAAGAUUUUUAAUGACCUCUGUGAGAAUCUGCUCAAGAGUCUGUACUUCAAGCUGCGCUCCAUGGUUCCCUGCUGCCUUUGCCGUUUGAACUUCGCUGUGGCCGUACCAGAAGAGGAGCUCAUUCAGGUGGCCGUCACUGCUGUUGCCAUGACUUUUGACAAGGAGCAGACUCAAGAAAACUGCAAAGCAAAUAUGGAGAAGGCAGUAAUGAAAGUGAUAUCAGAGAAUGAAGAGCAGCUUCAGUUCCCACUGGAACUGUGCACAGAGACUCCAGCUCCACAGCCCUUCUCCCCCAGCAAAGGCACAGGGCACCAAGAUGGCAGUGGCAUCCACACCUCCGCCAGAGCCACCUCAGUUGAUUACAGUUCCUUUGCAGACAGAUGCAGCACCUGGAUAGAGCUCAUUAAACUGAAAGCUCAGGCCAUAAGACGUGGAUCAAUUAAGACAACAGCCUCCCAGGAGAGAGGCAGCCCGCUACCAGAGGGGUGUUCGCGGUCCCUACGCUGUUUGCGCCCGUUCCCCAGCAGCACGGUCUCUGUUGUCAAAAUGACCCCGCUUUCCUUCCUCCCGGGCACUCGAAUCAUCAAGUACCUGGGUAUCAUCAACAUGUUCUUCAUCCGGGAAACCACGUCACUGCGGGAGGAAGGGGGAGUCAGUGGGUUCCUGCACUGUUUUAUUGCUGAGGUGUUUGCCAUGGUGCGGGCGCAUGUGGCAGCCCUGGGAGGGAACGCCGUGGUGUCCUACAGCAUGAAGGAGUGUGUCUUCAUGGAGAACCCCAACAAGAACCAGGCUCAGUGCCUUAUCAACGUGAGCGGCGACGCUGUCAUCUUUGUGCGGGAGUCGGAGGCGGAUGUGGCAUCUAUUCCUGCUCAGACAUCUAGCAUGCAGAAUUCGAGCACCGCUGCAGAAGCCAAUGCAUAGAGAGAGAACACACACACACACUCACACACACACACACAAGCAUGCACUGGCAUGUGCUAUCCAAGCCAACUCUGGAUUUGUGGUUGUCUUUGACCUUCAGGACAAGCGCCCAAAGGUCAAUGCCUCUCCAUAAUCACCAUUACUUUAAUACUGAGGGGGGAAAAAGGACCACAGGGUCUGAGACACUGGGCUGGCCAGGUGGAUUCUGUGAAAGUUGUGUGGACAUCUCUAUUUAUUUAUUGAUUGUUUUUUUUUUUUUUUAAUGAAAUCAGGAUCACGGCGGGUGUCCAAAUGUUUCAGUGUCUCGUGGUCUGGGAUUCCUCUGGUCGGAGACUUCAGUAAAUUGUCCACGCUUUCGUAGAAUGCCCACCCGGCCGUGUCGGGCACCUGAGAGGACACCCGUGCCAAAUCAGUAAGAAGGCCCCCAUUGACGUUCCAUGCCUUUACACAAAGCAGAGGCAGCUGUAUGUCAUUUUCCCGGGAUGAAGGCGUCCCUGAAGUACCUAUUCGGGAUGCUUCACCUGCGUGGUCAGAGAGGUGCGGUGGGUACUCUGUGCCACUUGCACUCGACUCUUUUAUAUAUAUAUUUUCAGUGCACUUUUUAAGGUGGGAAGACAAGAAGUGUUUUUCCUUCUGUCAAACAUCCUUGCUUGAGAAGCUCAUACUAAAUAAAUGUAAUGAAACUCGUGUCGCAAAGUGCGCUGCUCUUCUCAUGGUUAAGGUGCCGCAGAAUUUAAUUUCAUUUUUAGUUGUGUACUACUGAAUUUUUGAUAUUUUUUUAAUUCUGUCUAAUGCUGGAAAAUGCAGUUUUUUUUUUUUUGUUUUUUUUUUAGUGUAGGUGCCACAAGCAACCUUUUUAUUUGUGUAAAUGUGUAUUAAAAAAAUCAGAUGGGUAUUUUUGUAAAAAAAAAAGAAAAUAAAGUGAGCGAUUUAGUAAAUUGUGUUUAGUUGCAUGAGCCAUUUGAACCUUUGGGAGUAAGUCUGUAGCCUGUAAUCCUAGUGAAUAGUGCAGAACAGGCAGGUUCAAUCAGUGUAAGACUUGAAUGUACAGAAGGGGGCGCUGUUGCUUUCUUCUAAUUAGCAACAUGGUAACCUUUUCAAUGGACACGUUCCCUGUAAUUUGGCCCAGUCCUUCUUAAUCUUGCACAAUAAAGUUCUAUUUAAAAGGUGA
Messenger RNA from Brienomyrus brachyistius, 5156 nucleotides. RefSeq names its product C2 calcium dependent domain containing 5 (gene c2cd5). The transcript is spliced from 30 exons. Gene Ontology annotation, biological process: intracellular protein transmembrane transport; protein localization to plasma membrane; positive regulation of protein targeting to membrane. Lineage: Eukaryota; Metazoa; Chordata; Actinopteri; Osteoglossiformes; Mormyridae. The record is from RefSeq and is a predicted model, not a curated record. The coding region runs from base 329 to 3985 and encodes 1218 amino acids. Gene Ontology annotation, molecular function: calcium ion binding; calcium-dependent phospholipid binding. Gene Ontology annotation, cellular component: plasma membrane.